CUACCCACUCUCUCACCUCACUUGUCACACACUAUCUCCUCCUUUCCUCCAAUCUUGUCUUCUCUGCAUUCUUUUCUUUUUCACCCCUUUCACACUUGUCACCAGAAAGGAAAAAAAAAACAAGAUUACUCUUUAGUAUCAAGAAUCUGUAGAUAUAAAUGCAGCUCUUUCUGAAUGAAACACCAUUUUUUUAAUCCUUCAGAGAGGAUAGAUGAAUGAAGUUGUAUCUUCAUUUGAUCAAAUAAAGACUGGAAUGGGAAGCUGGACUGUGAAGUUAGCUAAAAUUGACUUGUUGAGAGUUACAUGCGACUAAAAUUGACUUGUUGAGCCCAGACUCUAUUGAAAAUAACUUAACCUAGAGCAUCUUUUUGAGAUAAUUCCCAGUUAUCUGAAGUACAUUUUGGUCUAAAGGGUAAUCAAGAUUGCUAAAGAUGGUAAUCAUGAGGAGUAGACUUGCCUGCUGUACAAGAGAUAGAGAGAUUAGCAUUGACUUUGAUGAAAAUCAGAGAAUUACAACAUAUGAUGGCCUUGAAAGUAUUUUGAACAGUCAGCCCUAUGACAAUCAAAGUGUCACUAGCAGAGGUGAUGGAGGUGUUACAGAUUCCUUGGAUGAUGAUGACUCAAGUAGCAGUUCCAGCAACAAUGUUUUUGGAUCUUUCUCGUCUCACUGGACAACAAUGAAGAGGGAUGAUCAGGGAUCCGAGGAGUGGGAUUUCUCAGCUAGCCCAAAACAUUACUAUGUAAAAGAAAAGCCGGCUUAUACAACCCAGUUUUCCGAUGUGGAAACAAUGAAAGAAAAAUUUGCAAAGUUGUUACUGGGGGAGGAUGUGACUGGAGGAAGCAAGGGGGUUUCCACUGCAUUAGCUCUGUCAAAUGCCAUUACAAAUCUUGCAGCAUCGGUGUUUGGAGAACUUUGGAAAUUGGAGCCACUUGCAGAGGAUGGGAAGAGGAAAUGGAAGAGAGAAAUGGAGUGGUUUCUCUCUCCUACGAACCAUAUGAUUGAGUUGGUUCCUGCUAAACAAACUGGUUCUGAUGGCCAGAAAAUGGAGAUCAUGGUUCCAAAAGCUCGCGCAGACAUCCAUAUGAAUCUUCCAGCACUUCAGAAGUUGGACUCCAUGCUUCUUGAAGCUCUGGAUUCAAUGGUUAAUACUGAGUUUUGGUAUACGGAAGUAGGUAGCCGAGCAGAAGGAAGAAGCAGAAGUGCUGGGGAGAGCAAAAGGUGGUGGCUUCCGUCACCUCAGGUACCUAUAGCUGGGCUCUCUGACUCUGAAAGAAACAAAUUGUUGAAUCAGGGUAAAUUGGUGAAUCAAAUUUACAAGGCUGCUAAAGCUAUCAACGAAAAUGUAUUGUCUGAAAUGCCUGUUCCAACAAUCAUUAAAGAUGCACUUCCAAAGUCUGGCAGGACAAGUCUCGGGGAGGACCUUUAUAGGAUCCUGAAUGUGGAAUCAACAUGUGUGGAGGUUAUGCUCAAUUCCCUUAGCAUAAGAUCUGAACACAAUGCCCUUGAAGCUGUUAACAGGUUGGAGGCUGCAUUACUUGCAUGGAAAGAGAAAAUAGAUGAACAUGUCUAUGAAAAAUCUCCAGCUCGAACAUCUUGGUCUUUCAAAAAAGAUCCAAUAUCUGAACUGGACAAGAUUGAGGUGUUAUCUAGCAGAGCAGAAGUUCUUCUGCAGCAACUGAAGAAUAAAUACCCAAACCUUCCUCAGACAUUCCUCAAUGUCACAAAGAUCCAAUAUGGCAAGGAUAUCGGAUGUUCAAUUCUUGAAGCAUACUCUCGUGCUCUGUUGAACCUGGCAUUCAGCAUCCUGAUUAGGAUAGGAGAGAUUCUGCAAGAAGACAUUUUGAGCAAUCCCAAUUCUCCCGCGGCUUCAUGCCACCUUCCUGGCAUAAGAAUUCCAGGAUUGACAGAUAGUCCUAUACCUAGUCGUGUGAGGCACUCGUUGAUUGAUCAGAUGAAUAAAACAGAUGGACGAUCUUGUGAUUCUCGUCGUACCAAUGCUUCUGAUAUAGACAUUGAGUUUGCUGAAUCAAGGUUAAGUUCAGUAACUGCGACGCCAAGCCGAAGAGUAUGGUGCAUAGGUAGAGAAGCUUGUAGCAGUAUGUCUGCUGCAAAUUCACCUUGAUAAGCAAAGUUUAACUUUAUUAAUCUUUAUGUAGAUAUAUCUUUUCCAUGCCAAAACAACAGCUUUAUAGCUCGAGGCUGAGUUUUCAUGGAUUAUUAUUGAAAACUUGCCCUCAUUUACAAUACACAAAUCCAGUUGAGCAUUAUUAUUAAGCUCCUGUUUUACCAUA
This is a messenger RNA of Solanum dulcamara, 2292 nucleotides long. RefSeq names its product rop guanine nucleotide exchange factor 14-like. Gene Ontology annotation, molecular function: guanyl-nucleotide exchange factor activity. The transcript has 9 exons. NCBI's taxonomy places the organism in Eukaryota, Viridiplantae, Streptophyta, Magnoliopsida, Solanales, Solanaceae. Bases 432 to 2123 code for a protein of 563 amino acids. The record is from RefSeq and is a predicted model, not a curated record.